GAUCCGUUUUUUUUUUCUUUUUAUUUUUUUAAUUUACAAAAAAAAAACACUAAAAAUGAUGCAAACAACUUCAACUCUCUCUUCUCUUCGUCUCUCUCUCCCUCCUACGAUCCCUCUCAACCACCGCCUCCGUCCCGUCUCCGCCGUGCUCCGCCGUCGUAGUAUCCCUCUCCUCCGCCUCCGAUAUUACGAUUCUGCCCUCUCCCCCCGCCUCUGCCUCGCCGCCGCGAGUCAGGACUCGGAGUUGCACGCUGAAAUGGCUGGUGAAGAUGGACAAGACCCCAGAAUCCCUAAGAUCGCUUCUGCGAUUCGAGUUAUCCCCAACUUCCCCAAACCAGGUAUCAUGUUUCAGGAUAUAACGACACUUCUUCUGGACACUCGGGCCUUUAGGGACACCAUUGAUCUGUUCGUCGAGAGGUACAAAGGGAAAGACAUCUCUGUUGUUGCAGGUGUCGAAGCUAGAGGUUUCAUAUUUGGCCCUCCUAUUGCUUUGGCCAUUGGAGCUAAAUUUGUUCCUAUGAGGAAGCCCAAAAAGUUACCCGGUAUAUAUCUAUCUAUAUGGUCUAUUCUCCUCUCAUCAAUGGCUUGCUAUCUUGCUUUCGUGAUCUGCGAUCAUUAUAAAGGCUUUUCCUUCAAAUCAUCGGUAACGUUAUCGUUUAUGUUCGUUGAAGGCCCAACACCAUUUCUUCAAAGCAUAAGUAAUAUUAUCGUUCGGUUCGGUGGGCAAAUU
Messenger RNA from Tarenaya hassleriana, 730 nucleotides. Its product is annotated as adenine phosphoribosyltransferase 1, chloroplastic-like. Gene Ontology annotation, molecular function: adenine phosphoribosyltransferase activity. Gene Ontology annotation, cellular component: cytosol. Lineage: Eukaryota; Viridiplantae; Streptophyta; Magnoliopsida; Brassicales; Cleomaceae. The annotation marks the transcript as partial. The record is from RefSeq and is a predicted model, not a curated record. The transcript has 4 exons.